Molecule: messenger RNA, 6828 nt
Organism: Neoarius graeffei (lesser salmon catfish)
Lineage: Eukaryota; Metazoa; Chordata; Actinopteri; Siluriformes; Ariidae
Product: interferon-induced very large GTPase 1-like
Exons: 8
Coding region: 639-6035 (1798 amino acids)
Molecular function (GO): GTP binding
Source: RefSeq, a predicted model, not a curated record
ACCCUGAGCAAGUCGCCAGGCCAUCACAGGGCUGACACACAACAAUUCAAGUCAAGUCAUCAAGUCAUUUAUUUGUAUAGCACAUUGCAUAGCACCAGCGUAACAACUUUCUAACUUUGGGAAACAGAGGAACGGGAAGCAGGCUUCAGAACAGGGAAGUCACAGAGCCUCAGCUGUUACACAAUAAACCACAGGCCAAGUUUCACUUUCUACAGAAACUCACUGAAAGAAAACAACAGACAGCAAGAAGCAGAACAAAUCUAAAAAACUGUCUUUACUCAGGUUUGCUGUGACAGUCAUGCAAGUGUCUGUGUGGGAGUAAAAUCUAUAAAGCUGCCACUACAUUAUUUAUGUCUACAUAAAAUUAGUGUCACAUUCUGGCUCCAGAACUACCACAACCCUGACCAGGAUAAAGCACUUCAUAACCGCAGUCUGAGGACUAAUCAGCCCAACACGGUCCAUUUAAAAGGUUCAAGUUCAUUUGAACAAACCACACUGGCCAGUGUCCACAUUCUGAAAAUAAAGGUUUAUGAAUAGUGAACAAAGAAAAAGAGGAAAACAUGACCUGAGCUAACAAACACACAGAAGAGAAAAGAGCAACUGCACCAUCAAGUCCUCGUGUCUCAUCAGCCAGUAAAAUGGCCCAACAGGACUCCAGGGUCAACAUUGUGAUGUUUGGAAGCAUUUCUGCAGUCCACUUUGGACCUGAAAAUAUACUACUUGGACAAGAGCAAUCCGUUUUAAGAAACACAGAGGUCUCUCAGAUUGUCCCCGUAACGAGCAGAGUAUCAGGACGUAAUGUUUCUGUCAUCGAUAUUCUUGGCUUGGAAGAGACUGAUUUACCCCCACACACUGUGCAUCAGUUCAUCAGUAGACUGGUCAAUGAAAAUGAAAUCCAUGCUUUCAUCUUUGUGCUUCAACUGAACCAGCUAACAGACACUGAUAAACUGGGACUAGAAUGGCUGAAAAGUACAUUUGGAGAACGUGCUCUUGCCUUUGUGAUGAUUCUGUUCACUUAUGAGAGCGAGGAGGAAUGUGACACCAUCAUCGAUGACCUGAAGAAUAACACUGUUCUAGAGCAACUGACACAGCAGUGUGGAGGCAGAUACUGCACAUGCAGCAAGAGCAUGAACCACCAAUCAGAAAUGGGAACGCUGCUGGAGAACAUUGACCACCUCAUCUCUGAGAACAGUCAGUGCUGUUACACAGCUGAGCUCUACACCGCAGCCUUCAGAGGCCUGCAAGACAGACAAAACCAGCAAACAGCUGCUAAUAGACUUCUGCUACAAGAAGAGGUGGAUAACAAAGAGGACCUAACAAAUCAGCCAGAGGUAAUAUCUCCAAAACCUGAUGACGAAGAUUGUAAGCCAGAUUUUUCUGAAGAAUUGAAGGACCUCUUUUCAAGAGUAUUAGGAAAUCACAACCAAAUCAUAAAAUCUGCAGAUAUUCUUCAAAUAAUAAAACCAUUAUUGCAAUACCAAGAAUCUUCAUUACAUGUAGCUUUCCUACAAAAGCUGCUGAUGGUGAAUUACAACGCACGAUAUAUUUCAGUUGAUAAACAAUCCAGGGAAGAGCCUGACUUUUCACCAGAACCAGUGGAUGAAGAUCAGGAGAGCAGUUUGUCAGGUUUUUUUGACACAGAUACAUCAACCUCUGACCCUAUAAACAAUAAACAGAUUGUUCACCCCAUGGAUGUCCAGAUGGCGGUGUUUCACUGCUCUGAUCAUUUCCUAAAGCAGCUAAUAGUAACUAAACUGUCUCAGUGUCAGUAUGCUCUGCCUCUGCUGGUGCCCAACCCCUUCACCAGAGAGAUCGAGUUUCCUCUGUGGACCUUUCACCAAAUCAGAAAGAGCUGGAAGGUCACUGAUGAGUCUGGUAAAGUUAUCAACAAAGCCAUGUCGAUUUCUGUGGCACAAACGCCAAUGGUGGCAUUUUUCAGGCUUGGUUCUGCAUCUUUGUCCAAGUCUCAGCUGAUGAACAACUUGAUCAAUGAGAAACAUCAUACAUUCUUCCACCGGGACUGCCGUGGAAGCAGCAGAAACCGGCUUCUGAUGGACGGAGUGGUGGAGAUCGCUUGGUACUGCCCAUCUGGGAAGGAAACUGAUUAUUUCCCAGACUGUGUUGCAUUCUGUAACCUCCACGGUGAUGCAGAAACUAAUCAAGAGCAACUGCAUAUCCUGACUGAAGAGUCCUCAGUGAAUGUUGUACUUUUAUCUGAACAAAAAGAUACCAAAAAUAACAUAAUACUAAAUCUUCUUCAAAGCCCAAAGCCACUAAUUUGCUUGUUCACCAAAAGUAAUGAAGGUGUAACUAGGAAAAAAAAUCUGAAAUUCAAAAUUGGUCUUGAACAGAGAAAUCAGUCAGAUAUAUCUGAAGUUCUCAGAAACACACUCAAAAAGUGUUUUACAUCAGCCCCCAAAUUCAGACUUGAAAACAUGGGUGCACACGGGAAGAUCAGAACAGAUGAGGAGGAUGGUAAAUGUCAGAAGGGGAAAGAAGCAGCUCUCCAAAUGACAAAGUUAUUCCAUGGAAUGGAAUUGUCCAAAGUGAAGGAAACAUAUAUGGUCUGUCAGGGGAAACUGUGGCAUGACUGGUGCCAGAAAAACAAAGAACUCCAUCGACUUCAAGGAGCAACCAUCGAGAUGAAGAAGUGUGAAAAACAAACUGAAAUGAAGACAAUUCGUAAGCAACAGUAUGAGUGUGGAGUCACAAAUCUGAUGGAGAUGUUUAUUCACACACUGAAUUCACCAGAAGUAAAUGAUAAAGAAUAUUUUCUGAGAUGGAUUGUAAUCUUGCUUGACAACUACACCAUUGAUGAACUCCCCAGACUUCGGGAUUCACAACUUCAGGACAUACCAAAACAGCUGAACGCUACAGCCUUCGGUUUGGAACACAUCCUUAGGGAGAUGGGUCAGAUAUACGAGUCAUUUAUUUCUGUACAAACACACGAGGAAGGAUCUUUAAGAGAAGAUUUCACCUGUCUUCCUAAGCUGGGAGCAGAUGUAAUGCUCUCUGGGUACCCACUGGAGCUGAUGGAUGGAAAUGCUGCUCAUAUUCCUCUGAUCUGGGUUUCAGCAGUGCUAGAUGAACUUGUGAAGAUACUGGGAGAUCAGAGAGUGUUUGUGCUGUCAGUUCUGGGGAUUCAGAGCUCUGGGAAAUCCACCAUGCUGAAUGCCAUGUUUGGACUCCAGUUUGCUGUCAGUGCUGGAAGGUGCACCAGAGGAGCCUUCAUGCAGCUGGUCAGAGUGUCAGAGGAGAUGAAGAAAGAGCUGAAGUUUGACUACAUUCUAGUUGUUGACACUGAAGGACUUAGAGCUUUAGAGCUGGCUGGGAAGACGAGCAUACAUCAUGAUAAUGAACUCGCCACAUUUGUUGUUGGUCUUGGAAACCUGACCUUGAUCAACAUCUUUGGAGAGAACCCUGCUGAGAUGCAGGACAUCCUUCAGAUUGUUGUUCAAGCCUUCCUGAGGAUGAAGAAGGUCCGGCUUUAUCCCAGAUGUAUGUUUAUCCAUCAGAAUGUUGGAGACAUCACAGCUGGAGAAAAAACGAUGGAAGGAAGGAGAUGCUUACUGGGAAAACUGGAUGAAAUGACCAAGCUGGCAUCUAAAGAAGAAGACUGUGAUGCUCAAUGUUUUAGUGAUAUCAUUGCGUUUGAUGUACAAAAUGAUGUUAGGUACUUUGCACAGCUCUGGGAGGGCAGUCCACCCAUGGGACCACCAAACCCAUCAUACAGUGAAAAUGUUGAUGAGCUAAAGAGAAACAUCUUUUCAAAUAUCAAGAUAAAUCGUGUAAUGAGUCUUUCACAAUUCAAAUCCCAUUUAAGUAAUUUAUGGAAUGCACUGCUGAAUGAAAACUUUGUGUUUAGCUUCAAAAACUCUUUAGAGAUUGCAGUGUACAGGAAACUAGAGAAUGAAUAUUGUAAAUGGACCUGGAACCUCAGGAGUUCCAUGUCGGUAACUGAGAAUAAACUGUUUAACAGAAUCAACAAUGAAAGGGACCCAAAGAUUGAUGAAAAUGACAUCAUGGCAGACAUGAAAGACACAAAGUUGGAUGUGGAUAAAUCAAUCGAGAAGUUCUUCAAUGAAGACAAAGAUAAAGAAACUUUGAACCAUUGGCAAAAAAGAUUUGAGAGAAAAGUUUCUGAUCUUUACAAUGACCUUGUAAAAGCAACAAAAAGGAAGUUAGAUAAAAUUGCUUGUCUGAAAAUUGCAAGAGAAAAGAUAGACCAGGAGAAGACUAAGAGGGAAAUUAAGCUUUAUAAACAGAGCAAAGACCUAGCAAUGAUUUUAAAAAGUAAAGAAACUGAUGAAGAUACACUCAGGACAAACUUUGAAGAUGUCUGGGAAAUGUGGGUCGCUGAGGUGACAAAAGAUGCACCUUCAGUUGACAACAUCAAUAUCUGGGGAGAUGUAAUACAGACACUGUCAGAAAGUUAUGAGGACAACCUUGUUUGUGAGCGACAAAGAAAGGCUGCAUACAAAAAGUUUGAGUGCUUAGGAGAUUACUCAGACUACAUUAUUCUGAACAAACAACAAGAGCUCCAUCAGGAAGAUCUACAGUCACAGGAACAUGUGGAGAGAGAAGAUGAAAGCCCUGGUGCACUCGUUCAUACAGUUAGAGAUGGUCCAUCUGAGGGAACCAUGACUCUAACCUCUGAGGAGAACAAGUUAUUUAGGGCACUGAUUGGAAGAAUGAUCAAAGACACUGAAGAAGAAAUUCAGAGGAAACCCAUCGCAGAACAGGGAUACAGUCAGAUCUACAUCCCAGAAAUAAUAGCCUCCAUCAAAAACCACGUAAGAGUACAACAAACUCAGACCUCCAGAUAUAAGCUAAAGAAAGAAUUCACAGUGGAUCUGUGUCUCCAUGUGUGCAGCUUUGCAGCUAACCAGUUUAAUGACCUUCACAUGAAAUUCAAGGAAGCAAACAAUGUAGAAGUGUACCUGAAGAAACAGAAGCCUCAAUACUUCAAUAUCUUCAAGAACUACUACAACGGUGCGAGCUCAGCUGCAGUGUUUGGUGAAUUCAUUGUGGACAAACUUGAGCCGUCUAUCCUGCAGGCAGCAUACGACCAAACUGCCAUUGAUGUAGCUGAGAAAAUGAAACGCAAUGUUCCAGCAUUCAGUGGAAACAGGUCAAAUCUGGAAAAACACAUUCUGACAUCACUAGCAGAAGACGAGGACUUUGAGAGCUAUAUUGAAUACAUUCACAAGCCCAAAGAACAUUUCAAUCACUUUAUUACCAAGGAAGUAAAUCAGUACAUCCUCACAGACAAAGGUGAAGAGGUUCUGGAAACAAUCAAAACCAACAUCAAGUCCAAAACAAAGUGUGUGAUGGAUGCUGUCAAUAGAGCAGCAGAAGACGUCAGUAAAAGAAACGGAGACAUCGACAUGUGGCUGGAGAACUUCUCCAAAGAGCUAAAAGAUGAGCUUCAGUUUAAAGAAGAAUCGUGUCCUGAGCAGAAAGAAAUUACAGACCUUGGCUUUCUCCAAGAGCUUGUAAAUCAGGACCUGACUGACACCAUGGAAAAAUUAUGCAGUGAAUUCAAAACCAUUUCUGACCUCAAACAGGAAAUGUUCAGGAAGAAGCCAAAUGAGAUUCUGAUUGAACACCUCUGUCGAUGUUGCUGGGUUCAGUGUCCAUUCUGCAAUGCCAUCUGUACCAACACAAUGGAGGAUCAUGAUGGAGAUCACCGUGUUCGUUUCCAUCGCAACUGUGGAGUCAAUGGAUGGUCUUUCAUGUUUUCAGAAAAUCUUGGAGUUGAUUUCUGCACAACUGCUGUUUCAAGUAACAUGUUUUUUCGUACAUCUGCUGGUGUGUUUGCAUUUAAAGAGUACAGAAAAGCGGGUGGAGACUAUGCCAAGUGGAACAUCAGCCCUGACACCUCUGAGAUGCCCUACUGGAAGUGGUUUGUGUGUAGGUUCCAGGAAGACCUGGAAAAGCACUACAAAAGAAAAUUCACAGGGAAUGGAGAGAUUCCUCAUGAAUGGAGGGAGAUCACCAAAGCUCGAGCCAUUGAAAGCUUAAGUGAGUUAUAAUAUAAACUGGAAGAGAUUUUAACUGUUCUUGAUGCUUUAAUACCGUAGAUAUUUAAGUGUUUUUAUUGUCUUUCAAUAUGUCCAGGUGUUUAUGUUUUUUUUUUUAAAUUACUAUUUCCUGUUCCGAGACGUGUUAAAUGCUACUGAAUAGACAGCAGUUUGUGUGAUGAUUUUAUUUUUAAAUUUCUGGUGACAUUUCUGAUUCAUCCUCUAAAGUGGAAUAGUAGUUAAUACUUAUCUUCAUUUGCACCUCAUUUGACAUAUGGGGCACAAAUCUGUUACACAAUAAACAGUAUAGACAAGCUUCGUUGUGCAUCUCAUAUAAUUUAAAAUAUAUAAUUAAAAAAUAUAUGUUUGUCCUUUCCUCUAAUGGGUUUUAUUUUACAUUUUUAUUCUGAAUGGAGAUUAAACUUUUAACUACAACACACACACGUGUUCUUACUGUAUUGGCUUUAUUUAAGCAAUAAUGACAUACAGGAGCAUGUUUACUUUCAUCAAAACUGUACAAUUUGUGGCAUAAGAUCAUUAAAAAUCAUCCUGUGACAAAAACAACAGUAAUAUCUCUGGAGUUGUGAGAAUCUGAGAUGAAUAAAUUGAGUGAGUGGUUUAAACUGAUUUAAGAUCUCGACUUUAAGUAAAAGAUUUUAAACAGAUUUAAGACUAUUUUUGGUCUUUUCCACCAUCACUAAGUUUUAAAGUUACUCACCUAUGAUGUGAACUGGUUGGUGGAUUUUUUUUAACCUGCUUUAAACUGGACUUCCAGUGGUCACUAAAUAAACUAAAAAGUGACUUA